Messenger RNA from Seriola dumerili (greater amberjack), 819 nucleotides. RefSeq names its product tumor suppressing subtransferable candidate 4 (gene tssc4). Bases 1 to 819 code for a protein of 272 amino acids. Lineage: Eukaryota; Metazoa; Chordata; Actinopteri; Carangiformes; Carangidae. The transcript has 2 exons. The record is from RefSeq and is a predicted model, not a curated record.
AUGGAGGGUGUGAUUAAAACACUGGACCAUGAUGAUGAUGAUGAUGAUGAUGACGAUGAUGGGGGGCGGGGGGAGGCUGUGAUCUCUACGUCAGCUGCUCAGACUUCCUUCAGUCUGAGAGGAGGGAGCUCAGCUUUCUCAGACCGCAGCCACAGUAUCUUUGACUGCCUGGACAGUGUCACCCAGCUGACCUCCUCCUCUGUGAACCAGGAUCACGUCACAGACGGAGAGUUUGUUCGGCCUCAGCCUCCACGUCCCAGCAGGAAGACGAGCCACCCUCCGUCCACUGACCCCACACCACCAAAGAAGAGAGGAGUCCCAGACUACCUGGUGCACCCUGAGCGUUGGACUCACUACAGUCUGGAGGAUGUGUCUGAGACCAGUGAACAGGACAACAGGAGGGCCGCUCACAACUUCCUUUCUAGUCUGCGGAAGGAGAGACAGCCUGAAUCAUCCUGUGACAUCCAGCAGAGAAUGAUCUUCUCUAGACCAAACCGACUGCUGAAGGAACAGACUGCAGAUCAGCUGUCAGCCGUCAGAGGAAAAAAGAGGGGGAUGCAUCUCAGUCACUUGGAGGAGGAGGAGGGGGCAGAGGGCAGGGAGGGAGGGAAGGCUGGAGGAACAGAGCAGAGUGAAGAAGAGACUGGAGAGAGAGACAGGAGAAGAGCUGUGGGUCGACCAGAGGAGGGGAAUCAGAAACGAGUGCAGAAAGAACAAGGUGAGGAGGAGAAGACAGAGGAGGUGAACCCCAGCUUUACCUCCUUCAGGAAGACGAAGAGUAAAAUCUACAGGAAAAGUUCAGAGCAAGAGGACAACUGA